AUGAGAUCCACAGUUGCCUUUAAAGUCAUCUCGAGUCUAGAAGAGAUAUUUGCAAGACAUGGUCUACCUGAGAGCCUGACAUCUGACAAUGGAACACAGUUUGUAGCAACAGAGUUUACAGAGUACACGGAGCAGCAGGGAAUCAGACAUCACAGAGUAACAGCAAAAUGGCCCCAGGCAAAUGGAGAAGUUGAGCGCCAAAAUGGCUCACUUCUGAAAAGACUCCAAAUCGCACAUGCUGAAAAGAAGGACUGGAAGAAAGAGUUGAAUGUUUAUCUUGCAGCGCCACUUCAAAAAUAUAAACAAAAAAUUUGUCAACGUGUCAUGAUGAUGAGUAGCUUUUGGCUUCGAGAAGCGUCAAUGUGUUUAGUACUAUCAACUCUUACUGGCGCUUUAUGGAUCCUUCCAUUCGUCAAAGGUGAAACAUGCGAUUCCAAACUCAAGAUCAGACCCAUUGUGGACAUAUCUUCAAGUCCAGAAAACAACAGAUUACCCUUUGGUGCCUCCGUUACCCUGACUUGUACAGCGGAGCCCAAAACACUGGAUAAAGGAUAUCACGAUAGAUGGGUCAAUUAUAUCGAGUGGUACGAUCCACAGAAUAAGGAAACUGGAGCUAAGUGCCGGCAGCCUUCAAACAUACAUGCACACAAACGUAAAUUAAGCUGUCCAUUAGUGCUUAAAAAUCUGACAGUUGAUAAAUUUGGCCGCUACACCUGCCAAGCUGGCAAUGGUUACAGAAACCACUGCACGAGGAAAUCAUUUGAAAUAGUGAUUCAAGGUCCUGCGCCAGAGUUAGUUGGAGUUCCUCGGAACCAAAGCACUGAUAUAGGAGCCAAUGUAACUUUCAAAUGCACCGCUACAGGUCUUCCUAAACCAAACAUCUCAUGGAUCAAAAACAAUGAUUCAUUUGCCUUACAAUCCAACCCAAGGGUUACAUUCAUUAACAAUCCACAUUCAUUAACAAACCACAAAACCAUGCACAGCCAGUUGUUUAUUACAAGAGUGAAGAAAGAAGAUUUUGGCAAAUAUCAAUGUGAGGCCAAAAACAGUGGUGGUAAAAAUUUGUCGUUGCCAGCUUUCUUAACCCCGAAAGGUACAGGUCCUGCGCCAGAUUUAGUUGGAGUUCCUCGGAACCAAAGCACUGAUAUAGGAGCCAAUGUUAUUUUCAAAUGCACCGCCACAGGUCUUCCUAAGCCAAACAUCUCAUGGAUCAAAAACAAUGAUUCAUUUGCCUUACAAUCCAACCCAAGGGUGACAUUCAUUGACAAUCCACAUUCGCUAAAAAACCACAAAACCAUGCAAAGCCAGCUGUUUAUUACAGGAGUGAAGAAAGAAGAUUUUGGCAAAUAUCAAUGUGAGGCCAAAAACAGUGGUGGUAAAAAUUUAUCGUUGCCAGCUUUCUUAACCCCGAAAGUUUCAG
This is a messenger RNA of Pocillopora damicornis (cauliflower coral), 1420 nucleotides long. Its product is annotated as leucine-rich repeats and immunoglobulin-like domains protein 2. NCBI's taxonomy places the organism in Eukaryota, Metazoa, Cnidaria, Anthozoa, Scleractinia, Pocilloporidae. The record is from RefSeq and is a predicted model, not a curated record.